Molecule: messenger RNA, 1031 nt
Organism: Brassica oleracea var. oleracea
Lineage: Eukaryota; Viridiplantae; Streptophyta; Magnoliopsida; Brassicales; Brassicaceae
Product: 40S ribosomal protein S3-2-like
Exons: 6
Coding region: 78-827 (249 amino acids)
Biological process (GO): translation
Cellular component (GO): cytosolic small ribosomal subunit; nucleus
Molecular function (GO): structural constituent of ribosome; RNA binding
Source: RefSeq, a predicted model, not a curated record
UUGCCGCUCGUCGCCCCCUUCUCUUAGCGUUUUCAGAACUUUGAGCUAAUCGGCAAACUUCAGUGAUCUUCUACAACAUGGCGACGCAAAUCAGCAAGAAGAGAAAGUUUGUAGCGGACGGUGUGUUCUACGCUGAAUUGAAUGAGGUUCUGACCAGAGAGCUAGCGGAGGAUGGAUACUCAGGUGUGGAGGUUAGGGUUACUCCAAUGAGGACCGAGAUUAUCAUCAGAGCCACUCGUACCCAAAAUGUUCUAGGUGAGAAGGGGAGGAGGAUCAGGGAGCUGACAUCACUUGUGCAGAAGAGAUUUAGGUUUCCUCAAGACAGUGUUGAGCUUUACGCUGAGAAGGUUGCCAACAGAGGUCUCUGUGCCAUUGCUCAGGCUGAGUCUCUCCGUUACAAGCUCCUCGGUGGUCUUGCCGUUCGCAGGGCUUGCUAUGGUGUCUUGAGAUUCGUCAUGGAGAGUGGAGCUAAGGGAUGUGAGGUGAUCGUGAGUGGAAAGCUCCGUGCAGCACGUGCCAAGUCCAUGAAAUUCAAGGACGGUUACAUGGUUUCCUCUGGUCAACCUACCAAGGAGUACAUCGACUCUGCUGUCAGACAUGUUCUCCUCAGACAGGGUGUGCUUGGAAUCAAGGUGAAGGUCAUGCUUGACUGGGAUCCUAAGGGACUAACGGGACCAAAGACACCAUUGCCUGAUGUUGUCAUCAUCCAUUCUCCCAAGGAAGAAGAAGUAAGCUCUGCACCUGCUCAGGUUGAUGCUCCGGCUGCUUUUGUACCCGAAGCUCCCCUCACAGCCGUAGAUUACCCUGAGAUGAUCCCUGUCGCCUAGAAAGGAAUACCUUUUUUUUUACUACUAUUCCAUUUGAUUUUGUUUUUUUUUUGUUCUUGGAAUCAGACACCUUUCCAAAUCUUAUUUCUAAAAUUAUCUCAAGUUUCCAGUGUGUAAUGGCUUUUGGAUCCAAAAGUUUAUUUCUCUUUUUAAUUUUCAAGAAAGCUCUUGUAUUUGCGAUAUACAAAAACCAAUUUGAAAUAA